AUGAGGAUAACUUUCUAUACCCUCCUUUGCCUCACUGCUUUCUUCACUAUUCUCGUUGGCGCUGGUCCCAAUCUAGAAGACCGCUCGAGUGGCGGCCUGCAGCUCUCCAGCCUCAACACGUCCAAAGGCGUUACGUCACACGCCUCUGGCGACGAUCCCUCUCUUAAAUAUGACUCUAGCACGACUAUUCAGAUUUGGGUCGGCAGCAUCAAGAUCGCCGUCGGUCAUGUCAUCCAAGCUGAUCUAUACCGCACCAUCUGGAGUCUACUCGAUAGAGCCUGUCCUUCCAACACAGACCAAGCGACAUGCAAGGUCGACAAGACCGACAUCUGCUUCAAGACCGUGACUAUUGGCAAAGACAAGCGUCCCGUUGACAGCAUGGUCUGUAUCCAUGAGAUUCGAGCAGAGUGGGGCACCGAAGAGCUGCGCAAACUACUCAUCGGCGUCGUCGCGGGUACACUCGAGGCAUUAACGAAGCGCUACCCUGACGGCAAGACCAAUUGUUUCUGGAUGGGCGAUGAGGCUGCAUGCAAUGUCGGAGAUGUGGUCCGUACAAACCUCGUCCCAUAUGGGACCAAGGCUCAGUACUUCCACAUCAAGCUUUGGAACGGAGAGACAGGGUACGGACAAUGGGAUUGCUGUGAGGGCGAUAAACUCCAGCUCGUCGACAAAGCUGUGGACGGUCUUGGUAGCAAGAUUGGAGAGAUCAUGCAUCAGGAGUUCACCCGCAACUCCGCCUGCAUCACCGACGGCUGGAAGGGUUGCAAGAAGGCGUAA
This is a messenger RNA of Parastagonospora nodorum SN15, 777 nucleotides long. RefSeq lists its product as hypothetical. Bases 1 to 777 code for a protein of 258 amino acids. The record is from RefSeq and is a predicted model, not a curated record. NCBI's taxonomy places the organism in Eukaryota, Fungi, Ascomycota, Dothideomycetes, Pleosporales, Phaeosphaeriaceae. The transcript is spliced from 4 exons.